AUGCCCUGUACAUUAGAUUAUUCGUUUGUUAAAGAAUGUUCUUGGAAACCUGAUUUAUUUAAAGACAAAGUUGUUUUCAUUACGGGUGGAUCCGGUACCAUUUGUAGAGUGCAAGCUGAGGCGCUAGUGUUAUUAGGUUGUAAAGCUGCUCUUGUGGGGAGAGAUGAGGAAAAAUUAUAUGAAACCUCUCGAGAGCUUUGUGAUUUAGUUAACGACAAGGAAAGAUGUUUGGCUAUCCCAAAAGUUGAUGUUAGGGAAUUCAAAGAUUUAGAAAAUGCUGUGAAUCUAACACUGAAAAAAUUUGGGAGAAUUGAUUUUGUUAUCGCAGGAGCCGCUGGUAAUUUUAUCUGUGACUUCAUGAAUUUAAGUCCUAAUGCUUUUAAAUCAGUGGUAAAUAUAGACCUUUUAGGUUCUUUUAAUACAGUGAAAGCUGUUACCCCAGCAUUAUUGAAAUCGAAAGGUUCCAUAUUAUUCGUAUCUGCGACAUUCCAUUAUUAUGGUGUACCUUUCCAAGGUCCAGUUGGUGCGGCAAAAGCAGGAAUUGAUGCUUUAUCAAAUAAUCUUGCUGUGGAAUUGGCUCCUUUGGGAAUUCGUUCUAAUUGUAUAGCACCUGGUGCAAUUGAUGACACUGAGGGAUUCAAGAGAUUAUCCAAACCUGAAUUGGUUGAAAGUGUCAAGAAAAUGAUUCCAUUACAACGUCUAGGUACAAAGAGAGAUAUCGCAGAGGCUACUGUCUUUAUGUUUUCACCAGCGGCAAAUUAUAUAAACGGUCAUGUCAUAGUCGUCGAUGGUGGAAUGUGGCAUACAGGAACCCUGUUUACAAAGGAGUUAUAUCCACAUGAUAUAAUUAAGAAUGCUGAAAGAGCCAUCUCCAAAUUGUAG
This is a messenger RNA of Maudiozyma saulgeensis, 882 nucleotides long. Lineage: Eukaryota; Fungi; Ascomycota; Saccharomycetes; Saccharomycetales; Saccharomycetaceae. The record is from the annotation of a GenBank genome assembly.